GAAUUAAAGGCUGUCGAUGCUAACAAUACACACCAGUCAUCAAGAUUUAAAUAAAUUUUGUCCCCUCAAUUCCAAAUUUACAAUUUUACCCCUCCACUCCCACCCCUCAAGUAAAGCAUCUUCUUCAUUCCCAAAACUUCAAACUCAUUUUAUCCAAAUUAUCCAGCCAAAUCCAAGAAAACACACCCAAAUGGAAUCCUCACAGCCAUUUCCAACCGAAAACGACCUAUCAGAUGCUCGAAAAACAGUAAGAAAUCUCGCAAUCAAGAUUGAAAAAUCAAACUCAAGAACUCAAAAACAACAUAAACAAGAAGAAAAAGAGGAAGAUUCUGAGUACACAAAAGUGAUGAAAGAAAUCGAACACAUCAAACAAGAAUUGGCAAAACUGAAGCUCGAUAUGAAACGUGUUUUGAAGGAGAAGAAAUACGCAGAAAACGUAUUCAAAGCCUCGAGUUCUAAAAGUUAUACACUUUCAAGUGCAGUAGAAAGAAUCAAGAAAGAAAUCGAUGAACUCGAUGAAGAACAAGUUCUUGUUGAAAUAGCAAGAAUCGAAGCUAUUAAAGAACGUGAAGCCAUUGAUGCUCAAACGAAAGAAGAAGACACUCGUUAUCAAACCAAGUUGAAAGAAAUCAAAAGGAAAACCGAAGAAAUUGUCCAAAUGAACAACACUCCAGAUUUGUUACAAAUGAUGAAUGUAGAAUUAGAAUAUGCAAAAGCUGAACUUGAAGAAAUUAAAAGGGAAGGUUUUGGUUUCAUGACCUCCAUGGAUGUUAUUAGAAACGAGCUCAAAAUCAUUCGAGAAGAAUUGAGUCGAUUAGAGAAAGAAGAAGAGAAGCGUGACUUGACUAUUGAAACCCUAAAUUCAAAGAUUUUGAAGGGGAAAGCGAAAUUGGAAUUGGUAAACGCUACAACCGAAAAAGCAAACUCGAUCGCGUCGAAUUUAGCGAUCACGGUUGAUCACUUACGAGCCGAAUCCGAGACCGUAAAGAAAGAAAAAGAGAUUAUAAUUGAAGAAAUCGAAAAAAUCAAAUUGGAAAUCCCGAAAACGGAAUCCGGAAUCGAAUUAUCCGGGAAACAACUGGAAUCGGUGAUGGAGGAGUUGAAAAACGAGAAGUUAUCGGAAUUCAAAGCUCUUGAAGAUUUAAAAAAUUUAAUCGAUUCCACCGUUCAGGCACGGGACCCGUCAAGUUUAAAUAGUCCAACAAUAACAAUAACGAGUUUUGAAUACGAGUAUUUGACCGGAAAAGCGGGCGGUGCCAAGGCGGUUUCCGAUAAGAAAGUGGCGGCUGCUCGAGCUUGGGUGGAGGCGUUGAAGACGAAUGAGAAGGAGAUAUUGAUGAAAGUUGAGAUGGUUAAAAGAGAAAUUAGUGAAAUUGAAGCAAGGGAAGAAGAUUUAUCGAUUAAGAGGAGAUCUUCGAUUGAUGGUGGGGUAAAAGUUUUGGCAUCACCUCGAAGAUCGAUGUAUAAAAUUGGGAAUAUGACACCCGGGAGACGAAGAUCAUUGAAGUUAUUAUCGCCUGCAACUCGACACGCGAUUAGAUCGACGAGUUUUAGUAAGAAACGGGAGAAGGCAACGAGUAAUUUAGCAAAGCUUUUGGAUGAUGAGGAUGAUGAAACGGGUGAGUGAAUUUUUGGAAUGUAAAACGAUGUUUGUUUUAUGUUUGAAUAAAGAGUUAGGAAGUUAGUUUA
Lactuca sativa (garden lettuce) is the source of this 1689-nucleotide messenger RNA. Its product is annotated as protein PLASTID MOVEMENT IMPAIRED 2. Gene Ontology annotation, cellular component: cytosol. The record is from RefSeq and is a predicted model, not a curated record. NCBI's taxonomy places the organism in Eukaryota, Viridiplantae, Streptophyta, Magnoliopsida, Asterales, Asteraceae. Gene Ontology annotation, biological process: chloroplast avoidance movement; chloroplast accumulation movement.